Messenger RNA from Fibroporia radiculosa, 1341 nucleotides. RefSeq lists its product as uncharacterized. The coding region runs from base 1 to 1341 and encodes 446 amino acids. Gene Ontology annotation, cellular component: catalytic step 2 spliceosome. Gene Ontology annotation, molecular function: zinc ion binding; RNA binding. The record is from RefSeq and is a predicted model, not a curated record. NCBI's taxonomy places the organism in Eukaryota, Fungi, Basidiomycota, Agaricomycetes, Polyporales, Fibroporiaceae. The transcript is spliced from 4 exons.
AUGGCAGCACGCGUUGGUCGGAUAGCGCGACUGACACUGUACUCUGGACCUCACUGUUCACUUUGCGACACAGCGAAGGCGGAGCUGGCCAAAGUGAAGCGGCAGCGCGCAUUCGAGCUCGAGACGAUCAACAUCCAGGACAAGGGGCAGGAAAGGUGGAAGCGGAAGUAUGUCUACUGGAUUCCGGCCCUUCAUGUGGAAGGCAAGGAAGUCGCGAAAGGCCGUUGGGAUGCACAGACGGUGACCGAGGCCCUGGACACUUGGGAGAAGAAUCCGUGGACGAAAGAGGACCAGGGGCAGAGCAAAUCCGCAUCUUUCAUUUCAAGAUAUCCACUAUUACGAGUAUUCUUGCGAUGCUUCAACUGUGGCUCGUCUGAUCAUGCCUUUUCAUCUUGUCCUGAACCUCGGAAUCAUGCCCUUAUAUCUCUGUCUCGACAACUCUUCACAUUCUUCAAGGAUGAUUCUAGUUGUGGAUUUCGUCGCAUACACGAAGUCGAAGAAUGGAAGCGUCAGCGCCUAGCGUGGCUGGAGGAGUUCGAGCCCGGAAAAAUCAGAGGGGAGAGACUACGUGAAGCAUUAUCCUUGUGCGACGGCGAUUCGGGAGAGAGUGUAGAGUGGUUGCGCAACAUGACAUACUGGGGAUAUCCGAACGGGUGGGUAGGCAGCGAGGAUCCUUGUGAACGUGUUUGGCAGAAGAUUUCAGGUGAAAUCGAGGACGGGGACGGACUCGACGACGACGAAGAUUGUGACUUGUUCUUGGUUUCUGGCGAUGAUGGACUGGAGGAACGUCUUGUGCUUUCGUCGUCCGCCUCCCCACCUACUCCGGCCGUUGCUACGGACCAAGAGGUCGAUGCUUCCGAGACGCAGUCGUCCUCUUCGUACACUCGUGCUUCUUCCAAGGAGGCAACGGUGCGCCGCUGGGCUAACUAUCCAGGCACAUACUUCCUGUCCUCUUUGCUUCCGGUCUACAAUGGACGUAGCUUACCCGCCCUAGAUGCCGGUCCAUCGUCCGACUCGGGCAUUGUCAGCUCCACAUUCGACGCCGAUCGCGAGGCUUUAUGGAACCGCAUCAUCUCUCAGUCUUCUGAUGUCCAUCGUCAGCAUGCCCAGAAUUCGUCCAUUGCAAGCUCAUUCCAUGCACUGAAUGAUGGUGCUCUCCCCUCACUGGAUCUCCCACCGCCACCGCCACCUGCCGCGACACCACCACCUCUGCCGCCUCCCUCAAUACCUCCUCCGCCUCUACCCCCUCCGCACGUCCCUUCCCCAACUUCCCCAGGACCCCAUGCUAGACUUUGUCUCGUUAGCGAUAGCGAUGAAGCCGAUAUGGAUUUAUCGGAUUGA